AUGUCUCCAGUACCAAACCCCAUCCUUCAAGCCCUCUCGCUCCCAUCUGAAUCAAAAGUGGGCCUCUCUACAUCCGGCCUAGGCUCAGGCUUCACAAGCACAGGCACCAUCCACGCCCAGAUCCCCGGCAAAAAUGGCACAGAAGAGCGACUUUACUUUGUAAAAACUUCUUCAAAUGGAAAAGCCGCAGAAGAAAUGUUUCAAGGCGAAUCAGAGUCCCUCAAUGCAAUCGCAGCCUCAGUACCAGGGUUCUGUCCGCAAGCCCUAGCUAGGGGGCCACUUGACGAGCUCGGGACAAAGGCCAAAACACACUUCCUCGCAACAGAGUUUCUCGAUCUCGGCGGUAAGGUGAGCCGCAGCACGAGCGACGAAGCCACCCUCGCGCACCGCCUCGGAAAAUUGCAUACCACACCUGCACCCCCAGACUCAGACACCGGCCGGCGCAGAUUCGGAUUCCCAGUGCCGACCUUCUGUGGCGAUACCAAGCAGCCAAAUCGGUUCUGUGAUAGCUGGGCGGAUUUUUAUGCCAAUGAACGGCUGCUUACAGUCCUGGCGACAUCAGAGGAGCGCAAUGGACCCGAUGCUGGGCUGCGCGAGGCGGUUGAGAAGACGGCACAGAAGGUUGUGCCUCGGCUGCUUAGGGAUAACCAUUUAGGAUAUAAGUCCAGUGGCGAGGGAGACGGGAUUGUACCUGUUGUCAUUCAUGGGGAUUUAUGGAGCGGGAAUGCUGGUUGGGGUCGGAUUGUUGGCUCGGGUCGUGAUGAAAGGCCUGGGGAUGUGGUGUAUGACCCAGCAGCUUGUUAUGGACAUAGCGAGUUUGAACUUGGGAUUAUGCAUAUGUUUGGUGGGUUCGGCGCUCGGUUCUUCGAUCAGUAUCAUCGUGUUGUGCCGAAGACCGAGCCUGUGGCGGAGUAUGCUGAUCGCCUAGAAUUGUACGAACUGUGGGUUUUCUUUUUCUUUCUUCCUUUUCAUGCUGUCGAAGAAGUUUACUAA
Molecule: messenger RNA, 993 nt
Organism: Penicillium coprophilum
Lineage: Eukaryota; Fungi; Ascomycota; Eurotiomycetes; Eurotiales; Aspergillaceae
Product: putative fructosamine-3-kinase
Exons: 1
Coding region: 1-993 (330 amino acids)
Source: RefSeq, a predicted model, not a curated record